Messenger RNA from Columba livia (rock pigeon), 4415 nucleotides. It is a transcript of the gene NAA30, whose product is annotated as N-alpha-acetyltransferase 30, NatC catalytic subunit. The transcript is spliced from 5 exons. The record is from RefSeq and is a predicted model, not a curated record. Gene Ontology annotation, cellular component: NatC complex. Gene Ontology annotation, biological process: N-terminal peptidyl-methionine acetylation. The coding region runs from base 148 to 1377 and encodes 409 amino acids. Gene Ontology annotation, molecular function: protein-N-terminal amino-acid acetyltransferase activity. NCBI's taxonomy places the organism in Eukaryota, Metazoa, Chordata, Aves, Columbiformes, Columbidae.
GCCGUCGCUAGGCCGCGCCGCCAAGGGAGGAAGUGUCGUAAAGGCUGACAGGAAACUUGGCCGCGGGUUACGGCAGCGGCGGCCGCGCUUGGCGGCCGCUGGCUGAGCGGAGAGUGGGAGCCGCGGCGCUGAGGAGACGCGGGGGAUAUGGCCGAGGUACCGCCGGGGCCUAGCAGCGUCCUCUCCCCGCAGGGGGACACGCUCUCCCCCUUCCCCGGAGGAGGAGGGGGGGGGGCUGCUUCCUCCUCCUCUUCACCCUCCUCUGCCGCCGCCGCCGCCUGCACCGGGGCCCAGGACGAGGAGGCCGAAGAGGAGGAGGAAGAGGAGGGACCCGCGGGCGGCCGGGAGCAGCAGCAGCGAGGAGGAGGAGGAGGCGGCGGCAGCGACAAGGGGGGGCAGCAGCACCGCCUCCACCGCCACCACCACCACCAUCCCCCGCACCACAACCACCAGCUCAACGGCCUCAUCAGCCCCGAGCUGCGGCACCUGCGGGCCUCCCUCAAGAGCAAGAUCCUCAGCUCGGAGGCAGGGACAGCCCCCGAGGGGCUGGAGAACAAGCGAGCCAGCAAAACAAUGGGCUCCGGACAGCAGCAGCAGUCCUCGCCCCCGACCACAGCACCGUGCUCGUCCCCCCUUAGCAACCACCUCCCUCCCCAGGGAAGGACUGCACCCUCUCCUCCUCCUUCUCCCCCAGCAGCAGCAACAGGGGACAGGAGCCAGCCUGCUGCCACAACUACAACUGCUGCUAAGACUGCAGCCCGCAAUGGACUGGCAGGAGGGACUGGCUUGGAGGAGGAAGAGCAGGAGGAUGGGGAUGAAGGAGGUGAGGAGGAGGAGUCCCUGCUGCUGCUCUCCAGGUCCUUAGAGGCAGCUUGCAGUUUGAAAGGCUCGGGAACGGACUCUCAGCCCGAGGAGGACCUAACGAUACGAUACGUCCGAUAUGAGUCAGAGCUGCAGAUGCCCGAUAUCAUGAGACUGAUCACCAAAGAUCUGUCUGAACCCUACUCCAUUUACACAUAUAGGUAUUUUAUCCACAACUGGCCACAACUUUGCUUUUUGGCCAUGGUAGGUGAGGAGUGUGUAGGUGCCAUCGUCUGCAAGCUGGAUAUGCACAAAAAGAUGUUCCGCAGAGGUUAUAUAGCCAUGUUAGCAGUGGAUUCCAAAUACAGAAGAAAAGGAAUUGGUACAAACUUGGUUAAGAAAGCUAUUUAUGCUAUGGUUGAAGGAGAUUGUGAUGAGGUUGUAUUGGAAACAGAAAUCACAAAUAAGUCUGCUUUGAAACUUUAUGAAAACCUUGGUUUUGUGCGAGACAAGAGGCUGUUCAGAUACUAUUUAAAUGGAGUUGAUGCACUGCGUCUUAAACUAUGGCUGCGUUAAAAGAAACCAUCCCAUCGAGCAACUGACGUCCCAACAGCGCAGAGUUGUCCUUUGCAUGCAAUGCAAUUUGUCCAAAAAUUGCUUUGCAGGUGGACUUAGUAAUUUCCAUGCAGCUCUUUAAUCUGUCAGUGUCUCAUUGAGUGUCGCACAUAUUUGUUGCACUUUGGCAUGGCGCAUUAUUUGUCAGAAUUAAACCCGAUUGGUUUCAAACUUGGAGUUCUUUUGGUACCAGCGAGAUGUGCCAGUUGAUAGCCAAGAUAUGUUCAUUCAUUUGCAAGUCUACUGACUGUACUACAUACACAGUGAACAUUUUAUCGAAGAACCUGUAUGCGGAGCGCGACUUUUGGUUCCAGAAAAACAAAAAAGCCAAUGUAGAUUGUAAAAAUUCUAUAAGUAUACUAACAUUUCAUACAAAAAUUGCCAUAGUUUUCUGGAAAAGGAAAAAAAAAAGGCUUCAAUUUUAGGUUUUAUUUUUCAAUAUUGAAUUUUCCAUUCUUAAAUAUUGGUACCUCAGUGAUUAGUGAAUGAAAAAAAUGUAUUGUAGGGUGGGGUGUGUGUUACAACGAGUAACAGUAACAAUUAAAUUGCGUCUGCCAGUGCCUGUAUAGAUAAGUAUAUUUGUCUUCACCUCUAAGUUUGGAGUGCAUGCUUUUAUUCUUUUACUCUCUUCAAUUGUCUUUGCGAGAAAAUUUCGGCUUUUAUUUAAAUUCUGGAUUUGAUAAUAAAUUAUUUCAGAUUUUUAUGAUUUGGAAUACUUCUCCCAAACGAGGGUUCGCAGGGCCCUUCUUUUCUUAUAGCAAGAAGUGUAAGCUAUUUUGAAAACCUUGAGUAGCUGCUAAAAGAGAACCUGAUGCCACCAGUCAUUCUCUGCUGGUUUCGGAUGCACUUUUUUCAUUCAAAGAGUGAGGGACUUUAAAAACAAAAAGAAGAUAUAGCAAAUUAAUGUAAAUUGGUAUGAUUCUAUUUAAUCAAAAUUAUUGCUAGAAGCUCUGAGAAACAGCUAUUUUAAGAUAGUUGGAACAAUUUUUUUUCAGAUUGCUUUGCUUCAGUGUUCUAAAAUGCUUCAAUCUUUGGUUCUUGGUCUUGGAAAUAAAUUUCAAGGUGUAUUGUAUCCAUUUUUAGCUGCUCUCAUUUUCUCUAAACUUACAUGAGCUAAAUUAUUGGGGGAUUUUUUUCCCUCUAAAAUCAAAGCAGUGGGGAAGGACUUUUCUCUCUCUUUCUCAUGUUCACUCUUGCUUUGUUUUUCUCUAUAUUUUCCCCUUUAAUUGGGCUCACAAAGGUUUUACCCAUCAAUAUUUUUUCAGUAACUCCAACAUCUAGAUUUUCUUGUUCAACGUGAUCAUAGAGCCCAGUUCUAUGAAUCAGUCGGGGUUUUAUUUUCACUUUGGAAAAAAGGUUAUUAGUUGACUUGUAAUCUGUGAAAAGGAUGAACUCAGUGGAUCUGCUCUUCUGUAGCUGAGCAUAAUCUUCAGAUUUGCCUUACUACACUUUCUUUUGUUUGUUUAGAGGUUGAUUUGAGUCUUUUCUUUUGCUAAUUACUUUACAUUUAAAAACAAACCCAAGAAACCCCCUACCUCCAGUAACAUGUAGAAAAGAGCCCUGUGCAGGAAGACUGGAUUAAAGGAAAGCCUUAUUUUGCGCAGACGUGGUGACGGGCGUUUCUUACCGCGUACAAACCACGAGUUGUAUUUGAAAAGAAAGAUUUGGAGUGGAAAUUGGCCCUUCUGGCUUUUCUUUAUGUAUUUAACACAGUGCCCGAAUCAAAGUGCUAUAAACUGGAGUCUGUUAUUCACAGAACACAUUGGGAGUGAAGCCGCUAUUGCCUUGUGACGCACCUGAGCCAUUUGUUUGGAUUAUCCUGACCCUUCAGCUCUACCAGAUUCUCUGGGCAGCUUUUCAGGAGGUUUGGUUCAUCGUUAAGGCUUAAAUAUUGAUAAUAUUCAAUGGAUCAGAGCAGGUUUCUCCAAGUGCAGGAGGUGGUGGUUGCUCUGGCUCAGUUGAACUAAGGAGACAGAUCGGGGAGGUUUCGUACCUUGUUAACAGCUGUGGGACCUGUAUCCCAAACUGCAUCCGCUGAUGUUUAAAAACUGCAAAGCCAGACAGGCAAGUUUUCUAUACAUUAAUAUUUAAGCCGUGGGUGUCUUCGGAUUCACAAACCGACUUCGAAGUCGGCCAGAAUGGCUUUUCAUAAAGGUGCUGCCAAAAUGUAUUUCCUGAGCAAACUUCCAACACAAUUCUGUCUGUUCAUUGUGAGGAGCGGUCGUCACCGCGCACGCUUUGAAAACUGCGCAAAAUAGGUGCCUGUUUCCUUUAUAGAAAGCACAUUGCCCAAAAGGUUCUGCUAUGGCUGCGGCGGAACACGCGGUUCACAACCGAAGAUACUGAAGCUGUAUGUGUUGGAUCGUAUGAAAAGAAACUGAUCAGUUCUCUGUGUUGCUUGGGGUUCGAGUAUCAAGUGGGAAGUUCUGAAUUUGCAAAGAGGUGAAAGCAGGUUUUCAAAACCCAGCGUGAAAAGUGGGUCGUUUCUCCUGUCUGUUGCUAAAACACAGUCCUCUCCCCCCUCUCACCUUUUGCAUUGACAAAUCGAGCGAAGGAGUUGAUCACUUUUAUGUUUAACUUUGCCCGACUGUUGCUCUGGGCUGAUGUGUUGGUAUGGAUGUUUGCAUUAUAUUGUCUUUUUUUUUAAGAAACGAUCAGGUUCAUCACCUUCAAGAAAAGUCGGCAAAGUGGAAUUGGCGUUGCAUAGUGUGUCGCAACCAAUUUUUCAGGGCACUGCAAGAAAUUGCUGAAAGCGAGUGCGAUGUUAAGAGUUCCAGGUCUUGUAUGAACAUGGCAACCUGUAUCGGAGUUCAGGUAUCAGGUGGGCAUCUGUGAAAAUAUCAAAUGUAUCUCAAAAUACUGGACUGCUGUUUUGAGUGGAUUAUAUUCUGUCCCUUUAUCCUUUUUGAUGAGAACAAAAACAGUGGGGUUAAGAAAUGUACAAGCUGUCUAAAUACAAUGCAGUCAAAUAAAUAGUUGUUUAUCUAUUUCCUUUUGAA